AUGGCCAGCGUCAUCCUGGAGAGCAUCUUCUUGAAGCGCUCGCAGCAGAAGAAGAAAACGUCUCCCCUCAACUUCAAGAAGCGCUUGUUCCUCCUGACGGAGAGCAAGCUGUCCUACUACGAGUAUGACUUUGAGCGGGGGCGCCGCGGCAGUAAGAAGGGCUCUGUGGACAUUGAGAAGAUCACCUGUGUGGAGACGGUGGUGCCUGAAAACAACCCUCCGCCUGAGCGGCAGGUCCCGAGGAAAGGAGAGGAUUACAACAACAUGGAGCAGAUCUCAAUCAUUGAGCGGUUCCCCUACCCCUUCCAGGUGGUAUAUGACGAAGGGCCCCUCUACGUCUUCUCCCCGACAGAGGAGUUGCGCAAACGCUGGAUUCACCAGCUGCAGACAGUGAUCCGGUACAACAGCGACCUGGUACAGAAGUAUCACCCUUGCUUCUGGAUUGACGGCCAGUACCUGUGCUGCUCCCAGACAGCCAAGAAUGCCAUGGGCUGUCAGAUCCUGGAGAGCAAGAAUGGCAGUUUAAAAGUUGGGCGGUCGCAUCGCAAGACAAAGAAGCCUCUUCCCCCCACUCCUGAGGAGGACCAGAUGGUGAUGAAGCCCCUGCCUCCCGAGCCAGCCCCCAGCACAGCAGGAGAAAUGAAGAAGGUGGUGGCCCUCUACAACUACGUGCCGAUGAAUGCACAGGACCUGCAACUGCAGAAGGGCGAGGAGUACUUCAUCCUGGAGGAAAGCCACCUGCCCUGGUGGAAAGCCCGUGACAAGAACGGGAGGGAAGGAUACAUCCCCAGCAACUAUGUCACUGAAACUAGCAAUUCCCUGGAGAUCUUUGAGUGGUACUCAAAGAAUAUCACUCGGAGCCAAGCAGAGCAGCUGCUGAAAGAGGAGGGUAAGGAAGGGGGCUUCAUCGUCCGAGACUCCACCAGCAAGACAGGGAAAUACACAGUCUCCGUCUAUGCCAAGUCCUCUGUAGACCCCCAAGGCACGAUCCGCCAUUACGUUGUAUGCUGCACCCCGCAGAACCAGUACUACCUGGCAGAGAAGCACCUGUUCAACACAAUCCCGGAGCUCAUCACAUACCAUCAGCACAACUCUGCUGGGCUCAUAUCCAGACUGAAGUACCCCGUGUCUCAGCAUCAGAAAAGUGCUCCUUCCACAGCUGGCCUUGGCUACGGGUCGUGGGAGAUUGACCCUAAGGAUCUGACCUUCCUGAAGGAACUGGGGACGGGGCAGUUUGGCGUGGUGAAGUACGGGAAAUGGAGAGGCCAGUACAACGUUGCUAUCAAGAUGAUCAGGGAGGGCUCCAUGUCAGAGGAUGAGUUUAUCGAUGAAGCCAAAGUCAUGAUGAACCUGUCUCAUGAGAAGCUGGUGCAGCUCUAUGGAGUCUGCACCAAGCAGCGUCCCAUCUUCAUCAUCACUGAGUACAUGGCCAACGGCUGCCUCCUGAACUUCCUGAGGGAAAUUCGGCGGCGGUUCCAGCCAGCCGAGCUGCUGGAGAUGUGCAAGGACGUCUGUGAAGCCAUGGAGUACCUGGAAUCCAAGCAGUUCCUGCACCGAGACCUGGCUGCUCGCAACUGUUUGGUGAAUGACCAAGGAAUUGUGAAAGUAUCGGAUUUUGGGCUUUCCAGGUACGUUCUAGAUGACGAGUACACAAGCUCCAUGGGGUCAAAGUUUCCUGUGCGGUGGUCUCCCCCUGAAGUGCUUCUGUACAGCAAGUUCAGCAGCAAGUCUGACGUCUGGGCUUUUGGCGUUCUGAUGUGGGAAGUUUACUCUCUGGGAAAGAUGCCUUAUGAGAGGUUUAAUAACAGUGAGACAACAGAGCACGUCAUCCAAGGCCUGCGCCUCUACCGGCCGCAGCAGGCCUCAGAGCGGGUCUACGCCAUCAUGUAC
Leptosomus discolor (cuckoo roller) is the source of this 1890-nucleotide messenger RNA. NCBI's taxonomy places the organism in Eukaryota, Metazoa, Chordata, Aves, Leptosomiformes, Leptosomidae. The record is from RefSeq and is a predicted model, not a curated record.